Molecule: messenger RNA, 2343 nt
Organism: Nannizzia gypsea CBS 118893
Lineage: Eukaryota; Fungi; Ascomycota; Eurotiomycetes; Onygenales; Arthrodermataceae
Product: Mechanosensitive ion channel
Exons: 3
Coding region: 1-2343 (780 amino acids)
Biological process (GO): intracellular calcium ion homeostasis; calcium ion transmembrane transport
Cellular component (GO): membrane
Molecular function (GO): calcium ion binding; calcium channel activity
Source: RefSeq, a predicted model, not a curated record
AUGCCCAACGACGCCACUAUCGACAUCCCUCUGACGGCCGUGCCUAGUGUGCCGCAAACCGGUGCCCGCAAGCCAGAAGACGGCGAGCACUACUUCGAAAAGAACCAUGACGGUGCUGAUGCUGGCGCCGGCGAGGGCGCAGAACGCUCGUUAGGGGGCCAGCGUCGAGCUCACGGCCACCACCAUUACGGUGACAGAUCGGCCAAUUCAGCCGAAGACGGCACCGUCACUCGCAUGGGCAGAUUCUACAAUAAAAUUCUCAAUUUCUCCGUCGUCACCAGAUAUUUCAUCUACGUCCUGCCCUUGGCUUUGCUUUUUGCCGUGCCUAUCAUCGUUGGUGCCGUUGCUGCCCCCAAUGCCAGCAUUGGUGGUGUCCGCCUCGUCUGGUUCUUCGCCUGGGUUGAGAUCGUCUGGCUCAGCUUGUGGGUGUCAAAGGCCGUGGCUCACUAUGUGCCCUUCCUCUUUCAGUUUCUCUGUGGUAUCGUCAGCUCAGGAACCAGGAAAUAUGCUCUUAUCCUCAGGGCAUUGGAGAUUCCGUUCUCCCUCGUCGGAUGGGCCCUUACCUCCCUGGCUACUUUCAUUCCAGUGAUGACCCGCAACCCAGAUAACAUCAAGAAUCCAGUGAUCAAGCCAUGGCAGACUGUGGUCAACAACAUCCUGUUUGCCUGCUUCAUCUCGUCUCUCAUCCUCGCUGCGGAAAAAGUCCUCGUUCAGCUUAUCUCCAUAUCCUACCACCGCAAGCAAUUCGACUCCAAGAUCCAAGAGUCCAAACGAAAUGUUCAUCUGAUCGGUAUGCUCUACGCUGCCUCCCGCAAGAUGUUCCCGGAGUACUGCAAGGAAUUCGAAAUGGAAGACUACAUCAUCAACGACUCCAUCAUGGACCACCGUACCGAAGCGGAAGAGUGCAUGGCUGCUCUUGACAGAGACGAUAACGGCGACAUCAGCUUGGACGAGAUGAUUCUGACCGUCUCCGAGUUCGGCAAGGCAAGACAAUCCAUGAGCAAGUCCAUGCACGAUGUCGAUCAAGCCAUCAACGUCCUCGACAACUUGCUCUUGGCCGUCGUCUUCAUUCUCGUUAUCCUCGUGUUCGUUGCGUUCCUUAACAAGGGAUUUGGCACCACCUUGGCUGCUGGAGCUACUGCUCUCUUGUCUCUGUCUUUCGUCUUCGCUGCUACCGCCCAGGAGGUCCUUGGUUCAUGCAUCUUCCUCUUCGUCAAACACCCUUAUGACGUCGGUGAUCGUGUGCAUAUCAAUGACGAGGAGCUCAUGGUCGAGCACAUCUCCCUUCUUUUCACAGUCUUCCGAAACAUUCAGCACCACAAGUCCAUCCAGGUGCCCAACAUCGUACUCAACACCCAAUGGAUCCAUAACGUCACCCGCUCCAAGGCCAUGCGUGAACAGCUCACUCUAACCUGCGACUUCGGUACCUCCUUCGGCGACAUCCAGCUUCUCAAGCGUGAGAUGCAAGCCUUUGUCCGAGCCAAGGACAACGCCCGUGAUUUCGGACCAGAUGUUGGCAUCGAAGUUACGGGUCUAGGAGAUAUGAAUAAACUUGAGCUCAAGAUUGAACUCCAUCACAAAUCCAACUGGCAUAACGAAGUUGUUCGAGCCACCAGAAGGUCCAAGUUCCUGUGCGCACUGGUCCUUGCCAUCAAGAAGAUCCCGAUCUACGGUCCUGGAGGUGGAGAUGCCGCUCUCGGCGAUAUCUCCAAACCGUCAUACUCUGUCUCCAUCUCCCAUGAACAAGCUCAGCACAGCAAGGACGAGUAUGCAGCCAACAAGGAAGCCAAACGCAUGAUCCCAACAGACCAGAUGGACGAAGCUCUCUCCGCUGACCCUGCGCCCCUGUCUCCUCACCCAGGAGCUGGUCCAGCCGCCGCAGCAGCAGCAGGAGUAACUUCCAUCUCCGGUCUAGCAUACCGCGGUUCCACAGCAAGCAACUCAACUUCUAAUGUUUACUCACCACAUAACCCUGAAGCUGCAUUCGCCAGCGCCCUUAAUUCCCGCCCCCCAAUGGAAAGCACCCCGUCCUCAGCGAACGUUACACAGGAACAUCUUAUCCGCGGGCCGUCAACAGGACAUAGACGCUUAAGCCAGAAUCCUAACAUAAAGAUGAGCUUUCAAACUCCCUGGAUUCCGUUUCAGGGGUUCGGAAUUCGGGGGGGAUGUAUAGUUUGUCCUUCGAAUAACCCAUUCAGAGCAGCUAGUCCACAGGGUCAGAUGUACAGCCAGCCUGGUGCGUCUAGCCAGAAUCAGACACAGCAGGGCAACGUCCAUCCUGCCACUAUCAUAGCGAGGGGACAAGGCCAGGGACCACAAGGCCAGGGGCCCCCGCGUGUCUAA